GUAUGUAGCAUGAACUGUUGGGCUACCUUGUUUCCAAGUCAAGACAGUUAAAAUCAAGAAUGCGAAAUAUCAGCUGCAGAGUGCUCAAAGUAGAAAAUCAAUGUCAGCUGAUGGAAUAUAUUUUUGUACCUUAACCUUAACUGGAAAAACACACUGAAUUGGAUUUGUUGAACUAAUCUUUGAAAAUAAACUAAUUACAUCGGUAUCUCAUCAACAACGGCAUGUUAUGCUUAUGUCAGAGCCUUAUGUAUACAUCAUGGAUAGCACUGCUGCACAGUUCAAGUAAGAUACACCAAAAAAUGUUCUACUUUUCUUUAAUCAGAAUGGUGGAGAUAGGUUUACAUUCUUCCUUACUUUAGUUUAUUAAAUGUGUCCUCUGCUGAAUUAUAUCAUUUAAAUCACACUUCGCCUCUCCUGCAGGUGGGACUUCUGUUUAUACAAGGGAAGUAUGAUUGAACAUCUAGAUGGCCAUACUGAUAUAGUUCAUAAGUGUCUGCAUCGUCAUUGGCUUCCUUGGGGUAUGAAGAGAAGAGAUCUUCUUCUGCAGCGCUAUUGGAGAAGGGAAGAUGAUGGGACAUAUGUCAUUCUGUAUCAUUCUGUAUAUCACCAGAAGUGUCCACCUCAAAGCGGAUAUGUCCGUGCCUGCCUUAAAAGUAAUGUGGUGGGUAUGUAAUAUCACCGGUGAAUCAAGGGAAGGCCUCAGUAGUUAAACACAUGCUUGCUAUUGAUUGGAAAUUCUGGAAAUCUUAUAUACAAACAUCUUCUGCUAGCUCUAUAACCAUCCGCAUGCUAGGGAGACUUUCUGCUUUAAGGGAGCUGUUCAAGGCAAAAGUAGGAGAGUGUUCUUCUUCUGGUUCUUCGGGUGAGCUGAUUAGAGGGAGAAGAUUUCAUAAAUUUGAUGAGGACAAUAUUGAAGCCCAAACAAGAUUAGAGAUUGGGAAGCAUAAGGAAGGUACAGAAGUGGUAAAGGCGCCAUCUGAACAUGCAAGCCUUACGGGGUUAAAUGAUGCAUCCGAUGAAUUUUUUGAUGUACCUGAGCCAUUAGAUUUGGAUCAAUCAGAUAAUGGUUGGGCAUCUGACUUUGGGCUGGAGAUGUGCUCUCAGGAUACACGGCAUACAAAAGUGUCACCUGCUGCUGUGUUGGUGAAGAAACUGCAUGAUCUUGCAGUUCAAAAGAGGGGUUAUGUAGACCUGCAUGAGAUGGUAAGGGAAGAUUGUUUACUAUGCAACUAUGGGUCCACCCUCCCAAAAGAUCCAAGUUGUAAUUUGCCUUGCAGUUGGACUGAAACAGAUCCCUCAACUUUUCUAAUACGCGGAGAAACUUAUUUAGAUGAUCGUAAGAAGAUUAAAGCAAAAGGCACAUUGAUGCAAAUGGUCGGUGCAGAUUGGUUGAAAUCUGAUAAACGAGAAGAUGAUCUUGGUGGUCGGGAAGGGAGCAUUGUUCAGAAAUAUGCUGCAAAGGGUGGGCCGGAGUUCUUCUUCAUUGUUCACAUACAGGGACCGUGGAUAGUCAAACAGAGUGUUGGGCGGAAAGCAUGCCUUAUAGGGCAAGCGUUAGAGGUAAAUUAUUUCCGCGGGAAGAACUACUUGGAGCUUGGAGUAGAUGUUGGGUCGUCGACGGUGGCAAGGGGUGUGGUUGGCCUUGUUCUUGGUUGCCUAAACAGUCUUGUCAUUGAAAUGGCAUUUCUCAUUCAGGCCAACACAACAGAUGAGCUUCCAGAAUGUCUCAUCGGAACCUGCCGUCUAAACCAUCUGGAUGCUUCUAAAGCUGCUCUCUUGAACCAUUGACAAAAUACAUCAUAUUAAAUUCAUUGGAUUGGAUUUCCCUCUAAUUGCAUUCAAGUAAAGCUGCACAGAAGAAGAAGACACACAACAUAACAUGGACAGAUGGGGUUGCCCACAGAAAUCACAGAGCAUUUCAACAUGUGGGUAUUGGCAUAUAUAUAUUUUGUAAAUUGUUGUGAAUACACAUUUCUUGUACUGGUCUGGGGAGUUUGAGAUUUCACAGAUUAUGAAAGACUGAAAAAAAUAAAAUAAUCUUCAAAAUCUUUUUUUAUAUAUACGGAGUAUAGAAAUGAGACAAUGAAGCUUUGAAGGGGUUGGCAGAAUGGAAAUGAGAAUCAUGUGGACAACUACUGCCCUAUCAUUUAUUGGU
Cuscuta campestris is the source of this 2155-nucleotide messenger RNA. Lineage: Eukaryota; Viridiplantae; Streptophyta; Magnoliopsida; Solanales; Convolvulaceae. The record is from the annotation of a GenBank genome assembly.